UCGUCAGCAACACUGCAACAGCUGAUUGUCCAUGGCCGCACACAAGGACGCUCAAUACUCAAAAGCAAGAAACUAUAAUAACAAGAGCACAUCGAUAUAUUGAGUCUAUUAAAAUAUUGGCAAAACAAGGACAUAUUUCACACUGCAGGUUGCGGCGUAUAGGCAGGAAGUUGGCACAGUGGAUGCAAGGUUGUACUCUGAGCCAGCUGGCGAGUCGUUCUCGAACACUUUGUGGUGGGAAGAAGUUCUGUCUCGUCUGAGCUACUCCAUCGCGUGGAUUCCGGUGGGCAGCUAACAAUAUACGUAACUCUACGGACACUGUGACAUAUCAGUAUAGGCCCGAUACCGGAUAAAAGUGCGCUCCAAGAUAAUCUCCUAAAUCAACUGAUUACACAACUCGAAGGGAAACUUUGAUCGCAGUUCACGUCAGAUUACCCAACAGCGCUGGUGAUCACGGACUCAGUGCUCCAAUCUAUUCUUGAACUUUCAAGAGCUGUAAAAAGUAUACUGCCCCACCUGUUGUAAACAGGUGAAAUUCUCAACUACGACAGGAACCAUUCAGUCAUCCUGCAAGUUCUGACACGUCGAUAGCAAAAAGAUACUACUGACGUUUACUUUGACACAAGAACCAAGGCAGUACUGACUCGGACAUCGCAUAACUCAAUGGCUAACGUCAAGGAACAGCUUGCUGGUGUACGGGAGGUGGUACCCCACCGAAAGAAGGAAGACAUUUUGCUUGUUCUGCAACACUUUGAUAACGAUGUGCCUAAGACCAUCCAAGCGUUUAUGGAAGACAGAGCAGAAGAAAUCCUCAAGGAAUGGAAUAUACCCAACAAACGCAAGACUAACAAUAACAAGAAUAAGAAGAAGCGUAGCAAGCAGCAGCAGUCGGCAAACCAGGAAGACGGCCUACCCAUAGCCAAUGGUCUACAGGAAGAACACAUUCCUAAUAAUAACAACAUAGAUAAACCCAUUGAAGCUGGAAGUACUCAGCAAACCAAGCCCAUUGGUGCAGUAGCCAACGAUGCCAAACCAGCACCAGCGCAACGCCAAAGUGCCCCCAAGCCUGUUGAUAGCCCGAAACCACAGCGCAAUCCCCAGCAGACCAAUAGCGACCGGAAGCCCGCCCCCACCCAGUCAAAACCCAAAGAGAACCCAGCGGGCGCCACGCAAAAGAAACCUCAGGAACCCAGGCAGCGCCCGGCGCACGCCCAGUCCCAACAGGGGCAACAUCCAUCGGAAGCAACCCAAGCCAGAUCCGGCCAGCAACACAGUCACAAACAGGCCUCGGGACCGGCACCCGACAGAAGGACAGGCAAGGAUGGCUCGGGUCAGAGGUCGGGUCAGGGUCAAAGUUCAGAGGGUGUUGGAAAGAGGGAGAGGAAUAUUAGCGAGUCUAGCUCAGUGACCGAUCCGUCCAGAUCCAAAAAGACAGGUUCCUCAUUGGACAAGUCAUCAAAGGAUCUACAGAGAACAGUGGUGUCACUGACACGACACAAGAACCUGCUGGCGGAAGAGAUAGAGAAAGCUGAGAAAAGACUGAAGAAAUCAUUUGAUGAUGCCAGGACAAGUUUGGGAUCACGAGAGGAGGAACUGAUGAGACAGAUUCAAGAAGUCAAGCGACAAGCCACCUCACUUCUUGAUGAUCGGCAGCAUCGGGCCUUUGAGCUGAAGCAAGAAAUCAGCAGAGCUGUUAGCAAGACGGACACUGAUCUCCUGGAACUCAGAGCAGAUAUCAAGCACUUUGUCUCGGAGAGAAAAAUUGACGAGGAGAUUGGGCGAUCAUCUCGCUUCACAGGCAAUCCAGACCUGCUACAGGAGGCCGUCAAGAACUUUGGUGAGGUCCUACCCGUCAAGAGCGUGUACUCUGCUCGUCGUCACUCCCUGACGUCCCUGACUAGUAUGGACAGUCUGAGCCGGCCCACCUCCAUCAGCGACGAUCACGGUGGCUUGCUGAGCCGAUCCGCCUCCACGGUGGACACCCCAGCCACGCCUACCUCCCCGACCACCCCUGACGCUGAUAUGGACUCUGAGGUGGCCAAGAUGGCCGCCAAGAUGCAGCGAUCGCUGCAGGGCCAGAGAGGCAGAGGUCCGAGGAACCCACGCCAAGGCAGCGACAGACAGGGUCAGCAGGGUAGCAAUCCAAGACAGGGUCAGUCUCAGUCGGCCAAAGAGGGCAGCAGACAGGACCAGCGGGGGAACCGAGGCCGGCAGGACGGACCCAACAAACACAGUCCUCGCAGCGCCGACGAUAAAUCGCAUCACGAAGCAUCGCAAGAAGGGCGCAGGAACGACCGCCCCCGGAACGACAGGCCACGCAACGACAGACCACGCAACGACAGACAGCGUUACGACAGAGGCGAAGGCGGGCGGGGGAAGGACAGGGAGGAACCCCGUAAUAAGGACAGAAUCAUCCGCAGACGCGAGCAGUACAGAUGGCGACACGACCAAGGGGAGGUGAAACCAGAGGGCGGGGUAGAUAAGGAUACCAAAAAUGAGUCCGGCGCCGUGCCCCGCCCUGACAGCAUUCAAAUCUCGCAGAACGGGCCAGUAAAUUCCAACAAGAAGUUAGAGGGCGCUGUCAACGGCGACCUUCCAAUGGCUAACGGCAAUUCACACGACAGCAAAGCAGACUCGCCAAAGCUGAAAGAACAGCCACAGGGGAAGUCAGGAGACCAGACCAAGGCAGACCUCAACGGCCCAUUGGUCAACGGCAACGCAAGCAGCAGUGCGGAGACCACACCCACUGAGGCGCUACCCCAGCGCAAACCUCGAGAGGAGCGCAACCGGAAGAGAGUCGAAGAAGUAGUGAGAGAAGUGGUGAAGGAAGUGACGGCCAUGAACGGCAUGACAAAUGGACAGGUGUCCCCAAUCAUGGUCAACGGCGAGAGCUAGGAAAAAAAAAACAACGCCCAAACAAACCAAUUGUAUCGUUUGUACGGUGUCCAAGAAUCUCAACAGUAUUGAGUUUGAACUGAUUGUCACAAAGGCACAAAAUGCCGGCUAAAGAGGACAAACAACACUGCUGGUUGCUAGUUACACAAUUCCAGACAUAACUGCCAAGGCAUAUUUUAUGUCUGAAUUGGACAAAAAGACUGUAAGGAGGAAGAUCUGCAACAGACUCAAAGUGAUAUCUAUCGGUCAUCUACUUAAACGUGGAGCCUUUUACAUCUUGAAAGUUCAAGUAUUGCGGUAUGUGUAGUAUACCGGCCGAUUGACUUAACGUAUAAAAUUGCAUGCAUUUCAGCUCUGGGCUCGUGGUAUUGUUGGUUUCAUUACUUUAACCUUGUAUCACAUUGAAUGCUGCGAAUAUUUUGUUGAUUUCUUUAAAAAAAAAAAUUAAAUAUAUAUUCAUCAUUAAAACGUGUACAAAAACUGAAAGUUGUGUGUGCUGCCUAUGAUUAUAGCUAGAGUAAUUGUUAUUAGGGCCAAUAUAUAAAAUUGAAACUUUUCAAAAUGGUCGUUAUUAUUUUUGUUGAUAUUUACAGAUUUAUUAGGUAUUGAUUUAUUGUAGAGGCUGUUCAGUGUAUUGUAUCAAUGGUUGCUUUAGUUCGCUCAAAUGCAUUCAAAAAGACAGAAAUAGAAGCUUUGACUAUCAUCUUUGAAAUGUUGUGGGUGCAAGAUUUUUCUUUUAAAGCCGAGAGAUUUAUAAACAUCAACUACAUAUUAAUGCUUGGACUCACUAUGCUAGAUGUAUGAUAUUAUUCGUGGAAAAUUUAUUUAAAUAUUCAGAAAUAGGUGAAAGAUGGGUGUCAGUUUUAAUUAUGGAUGCUUUACCUCAUGACGGGAUCAUUUGUUGCUCAUUUGUACAUUUGAAAUGAUACAUUUUAUUUUUGUUUUAUAAAUGGUGAACCAUUUGUCUGUGGUAAGUGGAGGACACAGAAAACUUGCAUGGGGAUGGGUCAGCAUGUGGUUGUCAACUCCUCUUUUGUCUCUGUAAAGUUUGAUUAUUUUUUUCAAUCGACUUUGGCAGCCUUCAUUAUGAGUCAUGUCUUACAAAUAUAGACAUCUUUGUGCCAAAAGAAGGAAAAAAUAAAAAAAAUAAAAGUUAUCCUACUUGAGAUAAUUUCAUCUAGAAUUUACUCAGUUUUAAAAAAAAAAUGGAAAUAAUGUAAUCCCACUUUGGGAUUAUCCAGUAUCAAUAACAUCAUGGUAAUAUCACUUUGUAAAAACUCCCCCACAGGGAUCUCACAUUACUUAAAUCCAUCUCAUUCAUCCACAUAGGUUUCAUUUGAGCCAUGUUGUGUAUCUGGGAUUAUGAUUGACUACCUCAAUUAAAAAAAAAAAGAUUAAACAUGUCACUCUUUUUUGUCCUUGUCAUUUCCACCUCAUUGUUCUUCACAUCAGUUUUGUUCGGUAGCUGUUGCAGUGUGGCAAGAUUAUAAUGUUUACGUUUUUGAGAUUCAUGAUAAUUGUUUUCUUUGUAAAAAAAAAUUAAGUAAAUAAGCUGUGCGGCUGCUGUAAGAUACCUUUUUUUCCCCUGAGCCUCAAAAGAUAAGCUUCUUGUAUUCUGAACAUCACAUAAAUACACAUGCCAAAUCAACUUUAUGUUGUUUAUUUAGAAAAUAACCAAAUCUGUGGUCUUUUUUAACUUCUUGCGUUUGUCGAGGUGACCACCAGAUUCCAAAUAUAAGCAAGCAAUAUCAGAAAUAGAUUUUGACUAGUUUUCGUCUUGCGAGCCCACUGUGUACGUUAUCAAUGGAGCUCGGACACUGUGGGCGUGAUGGUUUUGUAACUAACCGAGGAGCUUGCUAUUGUUGAAUGAAUGUUUACUGCUUUCUUAAUGUGGUCUGUAGACGCAGUGGAAGGCUACAAAUUGAUCAAUAGGCAUGAUAGCAAGCAUUGGUACAUUACUAGCAGUACUUAAUUCAGUUUUUGUGUUUCAAGUUGAACAAAUGUUUUUAUAUUUUCAAAAUUAAAAAAAAAUCACUAUUUUUUGUUUUACAAUUUGCUUUGUUGUCAAUUUGCUGAUAAUACAAUCAGAUAUGUUGCAAAGGUAGGGACCACUAUAUUUGCUUUAGAUGUCAAAUGUAAUUAGACACGGAAACAUUCCUGCUGUAACUUGUCUAAGGAAUUGUAGUUUUGUUUUAAUCAAAGCAUUAGUUAAAAAAAAAAGAUCACUUGUAUUUUUCUAUCAGACGGGAUCAGCUAACUCUUAAAAAGUAAACAGUAUUGAUAUUAGUGUCCAACUUUGAUAUUGUUUCGUUUAGGCACUUCUUCUUCAUUCAUUAAAUAGUUUUUGUGACAUAAAUGUUGCAGCCUUUAUUGAAAAAGGAGGAUACUAUUUUCUGCCAGAAGAUUGUUAUAUUUGAUGUUUAACGUUGAUGAGUUUAAGAUAAGUGCGAAGAAAAAGUGCCAUGGUUCCUUUUUCUUUUUUUUCUUUUCUUUUUGGGGAAAGUAUUAUUAACUUGUUUUGUUAUGGUUAACAAAAAAAGAUUAAUGGUUUUUUUAGCGAGUUGGCUCAUAGUGCUUUAAUUUUAAAUAAAAUGAAACCAAUUGUUUGAGGAAACUUCCUCAAAUCGGGGGAAAAUUAGACAUCACAGGGAACCAGGAGAGAAAAUGAGUCUUGUAGUAUAGGGGGAGUGGGUUGGGAACCACUUUGGAUUUAAUUUUGUGCUGGAUGUUUUGUGUAUCUGUGUAUUCUAUGCUGUUGGCGGUAAAAGUUUUGCAUUGUUGUCCCAAGUGGAAUUUUGUUUUCCUCCUUGUAUUGAACGCAGAGAAGAGGAAACAUUAGUGUAUUUCUGUCAGUUUUUGUGAAAGAUAAACAAAUGCAAGUCUUUUUUAGAAGAGUAUUAGUGUGUAAAACAGAUCACUAUAAUUGGCAAAGAAAACGAAUGUGCUGUGUUCGGGAAAAUGCAAAAUGUUCAAUUGUUCAUGUGUAAAAAAAAAAAAAAAAAAAAAAAAAGAGUAACUGCCUUUUCACCUGAAGGUGAUCAUAAAUAUUUCAUCUAUUUUUGUGAUCAGAUAACUCUGUAUAUUGAAUUAUAAAUAUGUAUAAAAAAAACCUGUAGAAUCUCAACGAAAACAAAUGUUCAUAAUGUGUGAUGUUGGUCAAAGGCGGCAAAAAUAAUGCCUUCUUUUCUACAAACUUUUCUUACUUAUAGACUGUACUUAAAAAAACCACAAAAUUUCUGAAUGUGAUUUUCUACGCUUUUUCUUACACACUGUACCUUGCAUUGGAUAACCUUUGACCUUUUCAGAAAAUUAUGAAUUACUUGUACAUGCGGCAAAAACAACCAUUGUAAAUACAAAGCCAUAAGUAAAUUAAGUAAAAUACAAAAAAAAAAAUAUUAAAAUAAGCAAUAGUUCCCAAGUUUAAACUUUUAAACACCAGAUAUACAAAUGUGUAGAGUUAACUAGUGUUUUGACUGCAUGAUGGCUUAUUUCAGGGACCUUGCGUUAAUGACCCUCUUGUUUGUUGACUGUUCCUUUGGACGAGUGCCUUAAUUAAGACAUCUGAAUCCCUUGCGUUUGCCAAAUUGGUAGAAUUACUUGACAACUCUUGAAGACGAAAUAUCCUAUUAGUAGACUUAUAUUUGGAUUGCGUUUUUGUGAGCGUUGUUCUCAUGACACUGAUAUUCCCCCUUUUGUUGUAAGGCAUUUGUAAUUCUUGGAAGGAGCUUGUUUUGAGUCCAAUUAAAUCCGUUCACUAAUGAGAAACAUUA
This is a messenger RNA of Patiria miniata (bat star), 6665 nucleotides long. Its product is annotated as spermatogenesis-associated serine-rich protein 2-like. NCBI's taxonomy places the organism in Eukaryota, Metazoa, Echinodermata, Asteroidea, Valvatida, Asterinidae. Gene Ontology annotation, cellular component: cytoplasm. Bases 664 to 2895 code for a protein of 743 amino acids. The transcript is spliced from 12 exons. The record is from RefSeq and is a predicted model, not a curated record.